Molecule: messenger RNA, 5782 nt
Organism: Larimichthys crocea (large yellow croaker)
Lineage: Eukaryota; Metazoa; Chordata; Actinopteri; Sciaenidae
Product: mucin-5AC
Exons: 4
Coding region: 1483-5004 (1173 amino acids)
Source: RefSeq, a predicted model, not a curated record
CUCCCUUUCGCUUACAAGGAUACAGGGGCUUGCAUGGCGACACGGAGAAGGGGUCAUGAUGGAGAGACGCAGAGAGAAAGGGGGAGAGAGGAAAAAGGAACAAGACAGGGAGAACUGAGAGGAGCAUCUGAGAGGAUAACUGCCUGUUUGCUCACUCUUGUCUUCUUGCUCCCCCUUCUGUCCAUUCACUUCCACUCACAGCACAAACGCUCAGACAGAUAGGUAGGCACAAGCAGAGCUCAGAGCUCUGAGGGAUGGAUAAAAAGGUUCCCACGUGAAAGGCAUGAAUCCACGGGAGAAGAGGAGGGUGAGAUAGAAGAAGACGCAAAACCAGAGAGGAAAGGAGAAAGGGGGGGAGGAGGAGGAGGAAGAGGAGGAGGAGGAGGAGGAGGAGGAGAGGAAAAGGGAGUCAAGAGAGGAGCAGAUGGACUCUGCAUAGAGGAGAGGAAACGGUGUGAAGCUCACCGAGCAGCGUUGACAGAGAGGUGGGAAUAAAAGCAAACACGACCGCCAGAGGGAUGGAAGAAUGGGCUGAAGAGACGUGAAGGAAUAGCAGAGAAGAGGAGAACGAGCGUUUGUGGGAGACAGAGACAACACAGAGGGAAACAGGAAGAGAGAGAUGUGGAGAUCACGCCGUCUUCGACCAUGAGAGAAUGAGUCACUGACAGAGGAGCUGAGAAAAGAACGAAGCAGAGAGAGAAAGUGAUAAAAUCAAAAGGAAGAGAGGGAGAACAAAAAAAACAUUGAAACAGAUAGGUCAUUAUGGGGAAGUACGCAGGCCCUACCCAUACUUUGGCCAUCCAAUCUCCUGAGGGCCCAGGGGACAGAGCAGGUGGAGCAAGAGGGGCUGCCAACUAGAGAAGCCAAUGUGAUGGACACGGAGAGGAUGGACAGGCUGAAUUCCCAUCCUCCCUGCUCAUUUGUCGGUAACCUCUUCGGCUGCAUCAAGAGUUCAUCUCCCUGGAAAGUUAAAGGGAAAUGGGAAUAAGCAGCAAAAAGUGCACAACUUCAGAAGACAUGGAGCCGUAUGGACAGUUCUCACAUGCUCAUUUUAAAGAAUAAUUGAUGCUGCAUAUAUUUAUUUUUGUAUGAAGGUAAGAAUAAACCCAUAAGAUUCUUUGGGUUAGCAUUUAUCACAGUAUACACUUAAUUUUUACUUGCUGUGCUUAAUAUUACUACACCUUGAACUGUGAAUAUGGUAAUCCAUUCUUUCCAGAGGACAAUCCUAGUUGCAAAGGAAGUUCUUGGUGUAUAGAUUUGAGAUAAAUCGAGCAGCCGCACACAAUCCUAUAACAGCUGCAUCUGCUCUGUGAUGAAAGUAGAACUCAGUCAAUCAAUUGUACAGAUCUCUCACUGUUAUAAUGAAUCUAUAGUGAAAGGGAGAUCGCUUUCCUUGUUGACGCACUAACACAGCUAAGCCUUUACAACAUCAAGCUGCCUGCAGAGCCUGUGGAUGUUGGGGGUGCGAGAGAGACAAGAGAAAUGGUGAGCAAAGAGCCCAACCACUUGCUCACAGGCCAAACCAACGGCAAGAGCACCUUGGCGGACAAGUUGCCCGGGACAAUGACUGUGCGCUCUGUGCUGCUCAAUCGAGACUCCCCGGACAUUGAGAGCCGCCUCAAGCGGCGUCGAAACCGUACCCACCAGGUCCGCUUUAAAGACCUGGAGGAUGGCAGCAGCAGCAGUGGCAAUAGUGGAACAGGAGAAAACAAUAGCCAUCAGAGACCUGUCAAGGAUUGUGAUAGCCCACAUCCUCUUCGCAAACACAGCAGUAGGUCCCCCCAGCCAUGGAGUGACAGGGAUGGGCCACAUGCUGACGGUCUACCUGGUCAAACCUCUGUGGUGGGGGCUGUGCGUGGGGACAUGGCAAGUACUAUAGAGGUGGUGGCUGCUUUCUUAGCCAGGGCCCCUCCUCAUCCACUUACGCCGGGUCCUACACGUCGAUGCUGGGCACCCCCACAGGCUAACUCCCUAACCUUGCCAAUGACACGCAGGCCCAAUACGAGCACCAGCACAGCCAUCCAGACCUCCCCAUGUCUGAGAAAGCCCCAGUCCCUCUCUUCCACACACACACGUAGCCACAGCCUUGGGGACUCAGUGGGCAUAGAUGGGGAUGACGAACAUGACUCUCAAGAUGAGUACCUUACGCACAACCACGUGUUGCCGCCUGGGUCCAAGGAUCAGAAUGGUCCUCCUGGGCCUGGGGAUAGAACUGUGGUAGAACGGAGGUCUAAAGCCUCCAGGACAGACAUGAAAUCAGCUGUUAGUGUUGUAAAAAACUCAAGGCACAGUUGUCCUCCUUCAGGUCUUCACAACACUGAGCCAUGUCACUGUUCUUCUGUAUUUUGUCGAGAUGGCCCUAAGCGUCAGGGAAGCACCACUCCCUCUGUCGUUAGGAGGAGAAAGCGGCUAAAUAGGACAACAAGUGAUCCUGGGAAGGAAGUGCACUACUGCACUACUGUUACUCAGACUGAAAGCUCCAGUCCAUCCCCUAAACCCUUAAAUAGCAAGCUCUGCGCCACUCAAGUUCAAACUGAGAGCCCUUCCACACCUCUAAAUUCAAAGUAUUGCACGGCCCAAAGUCAAACAGAGAGUCAACAUCGGUAUUCACCUGUGAAUGAGAAACAAUGCACAACUCAAAUUAAAAUUACCAACUCUUGUCCAACCCUACCUCCAAAUGCUGAACAGUGCACCACUCAAAUACAAACAGACUUGUCCUGUCACUCUCCUGCAAAUCGUCAACCUUGCACUACCCAGACACAAACUUGCAGCCCUUGUGCUUCCCCACCUGCGAUAACAUCAUCCAACUCAAUGCAAAUUCAAUCUGAGAGUCCUGUAUCCCCAACUGCGACUCAAGACCCUCCCGACACUCGAAUAACUACUGUGCCUUACUGUCCCUCUCCCCCACCUACAAGUGCACCAACACAGACCCCUGAACACUGCACUAAGCCAUCUUGCUCCUCUCCAGCCAAGCCAGCAUGUACCACUCCACCCAAAGCACUAUCCAUUUCUAGCUCCACUUCUGAAUCUCCUGCUGUCCAACCUCCACCUAAAGCACGGUCCAUUUCUAGCUCCACUUCUGAAUCUCCUGUUGUCCAACCUCCACCCAAAGCACGGUCCAUUUCUAGCUCCACUUCUGAAUCCCCUGCUGUCCAACCUCCACCCAAAGCACGGCCCAUUUCUAGCUCCACUUCUGAAUCUCCUGUUGUCCAACCUCCACCUAAAGCACUGUCCAUUUCUAGCUCCACUUCUGAAUCUCCUGUUGUCCAACCUCCACCCAAAGAACUGUCCAUUUCUAGCUCCACUUCUGCAUUUCCUGUCGUCCAACACCCUAUUCCCUAUUAUACUGUUGUGUCACCACCAACAACCCCUAGUACAGCCGUUGUCUGCUCCAGUCCUUCCUCAGCUGCACCACCAUGCUCGAUCCAAAACUGCCCCUCUCCUGUCUUAAACAUAUCAUCAUUAGCUCCCUUAACCUGUUCCACCCCCAUUCCUGCUAUAACCGCCAAUGCAACUCCCCUUGACCCCACAAAACAUCCAACCACUGCCUCAAACGUAACACAUCAACCACCACACGAAGCAUCAAACACCACACCUCCAACAAAUCUAGCACCCUGUACAUUUGUAACUCAAACUGCUAUCUCUUGCACCUCUAUAUCAUAUUAUUCUACGACCCAUACAAUUGGUCCUCAUGCCCCUCACCUAAAUUCUACUUCACCUUCUUAUGCCACCCUUAUACAAACUGUAUCUCAUUGCAACAUCCCAUGUCAAGCUCUGCAAAAUACCUCUGCUGCUAACACAGGUAUAACCCCCUACACCUCCCCAGUCCCCAAAUUAAAAUCUUGCACUUCUCCGCCUCCACUUGUGACAACAUAUACGUCCACUCUUCCAAACGCACAACUGUGUGCAACACCAACAAAAGCUGUUCCUCUUUACUCUUCCACAUUUCGUGCUGCGCCGCCAUACACCCCUCCCUCUCAGGCCCCCUACAAUGCUCAGGAUAAGAGGGGCAUUCGACUUCCACCUCCACCCCCACCUCCUCCACCUUACACACCGCGCAAAAAGGGAAAUGAUCCACCAGGUCCUGCAAUCCGAACACCCAUGCUCAGGGCAGACAGCAAGGCCAGCAAGAAAGAUAAAGACAGGGAGGAGAAAAAGGAAGAUAUAAAAUGUACAGACUCACCCAAGCUCUGUGAGAGAGCCAGCUCUCUGAAGCACAGAGCUCAAACUCCGCCAGUUGCUGUGAUGAAGGGGGAGAAGCAGUCCUCCUCCUCCUCCUCUCCUGCCAAGGCCUGUUUUAAGCCCAGCUGUCUCAGCUCAGCCCAGGCUCAGCUUGGGGCACUACACAAAAUGCUCUGCUCAGGAGCCAACGCCAGGCCCAACACCCCCAACAGCCAACACCCACUCCCUCCAAACCAGCAGGGUUGCUCUGGAGACAGGAGAUGCUCUGCUUCUGGGGAGCGGCCUACAGCUGGGCCCCUGACUGCCACCCAGGCUGAUACACUGAGACAGGUCCAGGAAAUUCUGGGAGGGCUGGUGUCUGGGGCCAGGUGUAAAUUGGACCCAUCCAGGGUGACAGAAAAGCUCCUUAGUCCCAACGGACCCCUGCAUGAUAUUCGUAGUCUGCAGAACCAGCUCCACAGCCUGGAAGGGGUGCUGGAGACCAGCCAGAACACCAUUAAGGUCCUGCUGGAUGUCAUUCAGGACCUUGAGAAGAAGGAAGCAGAGAGAGACGGAAGGCAUUCCUACAGGACCGGACAGGACAUUGAGAACUGUGGGACCUGCAGGGACUGUGCGUGCAUCAUCUACAGUGUAGAGCAUGACUUUCGUCUGCAGGAAGGGCAGGUGGUACGCACAUGGAAGGUGGGCGACCCUCCCGAGGGGGGCUCGCCGCAGCCCGCCGCCCCCCAGCCAUCCACACCCCACCAACAGGACUCCCCUCAACCGGUGCGACCCCCUGCCGCUACCAAGAAGAACAGGAAGAAGUGUUUCUGGUUUCUCUGACUGCUCAAAGGACAUUUUGAUACUGCAAUGCACUGGAUACUGUUCUACGAUUGAUAAACUAUGGAGAUCUGUUUUUUUUUUUUUUUUUUUUUUUUUUUUAAACAAGCGUGGAAAGGACUGGAGAAUUAAAAUGCAAACAUCAAAACUGUGGGAGGACAAAAAAAGUUACAAAGGUUAUGAUUUUAGCUGUUGCUGUUGGAGUUGAUGAGAGUGGUUUGACUGGGGCACACAUGUUGUUACUGCUCUUAAAAUGCCUCUUCAGCACUUAUAGGUUUGAUACUGGCGAGGGGAAGUAAAAAUGCUGAAGUCAAAUAAAAGCAAAAGUUCAGUCCAUAAUAUGACUCACAGUUAGGAAGCAAUUAGGAGACAUAAAGAGAAUAUAUAGCGGGAGGAAGGGGGCAAAGGGGCAAAGUACAAGAGGCAAUACAGCAGAGAGGAUAGAGAAUAUUUAUAAAAGAUGAAACGAGGGGGAUGAUUCAUCUUCAUUAAUGGACUAAUGAGGGUCAGAACACCAGCUUUUAUAUCCAGAGUCAUUUAAAAAGAAUUAUUAUGACCUGUAUUUAAAACUUUUAAUAUACUGUAAUUGAUGAAAAACUACUACACAUGUCUACAUGCACAUACGGGACACACACAAACACAUACUUAUAUACAUAUUUACAUAAAAAGCAUAUAUAAAUUGAGAAAAUGAGUGAGUCGAGUUCUGUACAUAUCAGAGCUAUUCUGCUUGGAUGCUAUAUUUCAGAUAUGGAUUACUGCUCUAUAAAAGUAUUUUACCACA